CAGCACACUGUCACAUGGUCACAUGACACAGAGAUCUCACCUCCUCUUAGCUGCAGGAGAGUUUGAGAGUUUGGCAUACAGCAAAACGCAAGAAAGAGCAAGACAGACAAUACAAAAGAGGCAGGAGAGCUUGCACUGGUCUGGUUAGGAAUUAAAGUGCUUUGCUUGACUAAGAGGAUGAAGAUGAAGACUGUCACAUGCAAGUUAGUGUAAUUUGGAUCAAGUGGAUGGUACACAGUGGAUGGUACACAUGACUACCAAACAAGAGUCAGUAUUAACCUUCUCACUUCUUCUGAUCAAUCUUCUACACACAAAUAUUUAUUUUCACACACAGACUGGGUUAGGACUUACAUUGCUGAUGCCCUCAAGGAUCAAAUUUUCAAAGAGGAAUCUUCACUCCUCGAUCAGCUUUCCUUCAAUCAACACCUUCCAUGGAAAAACCUUGACACUAUGUUUUUGGAAACGUUCAUUUUGCACUUUGGGGAUAUAAAAUAAGUCACAACAUCCUUUAUUGUAAUGAUAACUGGCUUUGAAACUAAAAGAAAAUAGAGACCUACACGAUGGCCUUGAAAAGUGGACUAUUCAUCACCUUGUUCUUGUUUACCCUCCAAGCCAGUGGAAUCAAAGACAUCAGUAGGGACCAUUUAUCAGGGAACAGGAAUGUCAAAUACAAGAAUUUUUACGAGGCCUCGCAAGCUACCAGACAUCUGUCAGCUGUCCGAGAUUCACUUGUCCUGUACAGGCUUCGAGUGAAGAGAUCAGCACUAUUCAGUACGGGGGUCAGAGCAUGUCCUCAGGAGAACAUGGCAGAGGUCAUCGCCAGACACAAAUCAUACUACAAACUGAGAGUCUGCCAGGAUGUUGUGUGGGAAGCCUUCCAAAUUUUCCUGGACAGAGUACCGGACAUGACAGAGUUCCAGCAGUGGGUACAUGCCUGCCAGACAGACUCACUGUGUGUAGAGGACUUGGCCCAUAACUUUAGCAGCUCCCAGGAACACCUUGACAUAGUGGCCAGAAGAUUGAGCAUACAAGAUGACCAAGAGCAUGCCAAGAUCACAUCUGUAGCGGACGAGAAAUUUUCAGGUUCAAAAACCCCUGAAGGAAAAUUUGCCAUGGAUUCAGAAAAGACCAAGGUUUCAGCUGUGCAGCACAUAAUAGAGUUCAGUGUGACUGUGAAGGACCCAGAAUAUAUUCCGCUACAGAGAGACCCUGGCUAUGUGCAAUAUCAUGAUGCCUCCCACAGUCUUCAUGAGCAGAUGCUGCAAACAUUCAAAAAUCUUGCUGGGUUCAAGGAAAUUCAACUGCUGGGAAUUCAACAAAUGCAGAGCCCUGAGAGUAUUGCAGUGCACUAUGCCAUGGUGUUUGAAACAGAAGUAGACUCUACAAGAAUAGGGACCAAAGGGACAGAAUCUGACACAGAAAUAGGUCUCAAGGAUAUGAUAUUAAAGGCCCUGAGGGAGGAUCCAGCCCUUCCUUUGUAUAUUCGUUUUCUCAGCUUUGAAACAACUAAACAAAAUCAUUUAAAAGACCUAUCAAUGGACAGACCAAGACAUCUACCUGGGGUUAUUAGUACACAAGUGACAUUGGCCAACUCUGAGGACACUACAGAGUCAAUUAACAUCUCAGAGGAAGAGGCAGCUCCUAAUGGAACUCAAGGGAGGGAUGAGGAGGGAAUAGAGAGCACAUUUCCUACACAGGAAACAAGAUAUAAGAAGAACACUUCUUUGGACUCCCUAUCAAAUGUGUCUGAAGUGGAACAAGCUCUUGGAUAUGAAAUUGCUGCCAUGCCCACUGAACUAAACUUGAACUCCACGAAAGCUGUAAGAGCAUCUACUUCAAAUCAGUAUUCAGAGAGUGAAGUGGGUGUAUCAGAAGCUUUAUUUAAAGAGGAAAUAUCAUCUAUGCCAUACUUUACCCCAACUGAGAUGCCUAAAGCAGAGGGCACAGCAGGCAAUGGCACAGUGAUGAUGGAUGGCAUUUCUGAAACUCCUGAAGCCAGCAGUUUUACAGAGAGUUCAGAGGUACCUAGCACAAAUCACCCUAUAGAGUUAAUAAGGCUCUCUUUAAUACCCAGGACUGAAGGUACCAUCCAGCAUAUGCAUUCUGCCUCAAUUCCAAAAACUCUAUCUUCUGUAGACAUACCCUCUUUGCCCUCAGAACUUCCAGGAAAUCUCCUCAAUAAGAAAGAACAGUCUAUCCAAACCUUUUCUUCUCAUCAGGCUAAAGCAUGUGACAAGGAGGCCUUAAUUAAAGGUUUGCCAUCUAAGACGGACAUUUCACAAUCCUCAGAUUCUCUAGACAAAGAUGUCGGGGUGUUUUUUACUCUACAGAUUACCUACAUGAUCUUUUCAGAGGAUCUCUUAAAUAGUAGCUCACCUGGAUACAAGUCCCUGGAGGAUACAUUCCUUGAACUAAGACAAUCUUCUGAGUCCAGUAAGAUGCCAGACACAGAGUCUACCAGUAAAAUAAAUAAGGAACAGCGGACAUUAGCUUCAAUACCGCUGCUCCAAUUUCUACAAUCCGAUCUGAUUGGAUUUAAGGAGCUACAUAUUCUCAACUUCCGAAAUGGCAGUGUGGUUGUAAACAAAAAGAUGAAGUUUUCCAAACCAGUGGUGGAUAAUCUCACCAAGCCUGUGCAUUGUAUUCUUGACAAUUUGAUGACUAGUAAUGCUGCCUCAAAGAAAAAGGAUCGUGUAACUGACAGUCGUUCAGCUGAUCAUGUGGAUCCAUGCAAGUACAUGAAGUGUAAUGAGUUUUCUCACUGUGUGGUGAACAUGCUAAACAAAGAGCCUGAGUGUUUGUGUGAUCCAGGCUACAGCACAGUGGAUGGUCUUCCCUGUCAGAGCAUCUGCAACCUCCAGCCCAAUUAUUGCCUCAAUGGGGGGCUAUGUGAGAACAUACCAGGACAUGGAGCCAGCUGCAGAUGUCCUUCAGGUAAAUAUUGGUACUAUGAUGGCGAGCACUGCAGUGAGCUGGUGUCUGUGCCAAUUGGCCCAGUGAUAUUUGUACUCUGUCUGAUGGGAAGUCUCACAGUGGUGUGUGCUGUAAUAGGCCUGUUAGUGUUUAUCAACAGGAGUUGUAUACAGACAAGGAAGACAGUGGCACUCGUGCAUUCACAUUCUCACCUCUCUAUGGAGGGAAUUGUGAGAGUGAAUCCAGUCUUUGAGAAUGACGAUGGUAUCUUGACUCAUGUGUCUAGCAUCAGCUAUCCCACAAUCACUGACUCGGGGUCAGCUCAACCCUCUGACCAGGGCUCAUUUUACUCAUUAGAAAACAUGCACCUUAGCAUUGAGAUUCCCAGGCAACUCUACACAACAAGGUCGGAAAAGUUAGUAUCAGGAAUAGUUGGAUUCCACCACUGCAUUCCACAUGUUCAGACAUGGAGACUGCCUAAUGAACACAGAGGAUCUGACAGUGAUGGGUUUGAGGUGACUGUGUUAUGACUGUUAUUUUUUUAGCCAGUCAUAACGUCUGUGCUGAAACUGGUAACAAAGGUCAAGAAAGCAUUGUUUAGACAUAUGUGAUAUGUACCCUUUUUAAAAGGCUCUUUUCCCCUCAUAGUGAGGUAUUCAUUUACAAAUAGAUAAUUGUUUUGGCAUUGUUAUUGCUAUUAAUACUUUAUUGUUCAGACACUAAAUAUAUCUCCAGAGUCCAAUGUUCAAUGUCAUUU
This is a messenger RNA of Tachysurus fulvidraco (yellow catfish), 3670 nucleotides long. RefSeq names its product interphotoreceptor matrix proteoglycan 1b (gene impg1b). Gene Ontology annotation, biological process: visual perception. NCBI's taxonomy places the organism in Eukaryota, Metazoa, Chordata, Actinopteri, Siluriformes, Bagridae. The record is from RefSeq and is a predicted model, not a curated record. The transcript has 17 exons. The coding region runs from base 561 to 3443 and encodes 960 amino acids.